AUGUUUCUCUCAUUCCCAAAACUCCCAUCAGUGGUCCAACUCGAAGUGCUAAAACAACUAGAACUCCAGGAGAUAUUCUUGUUAAGUCUAUGCUCAGAAAAAAUGAAAAGAGCCGUUCAAUGUCUCAACAUGAAGCCAACAAACCUUAUGUAUUUUUUUCUGGAGAAUGGAGUUGUGGUAGGUGCGAGAUAUGGCAAUGAUCCCAAUCAGAUUGACCAUAAUGUUGCCAACGUGCAGUUUGUUCCAACCAUCCCUAGUGAUGAGAUGAAACCUAUGAAGUUAGGAGGCAACACAAUUAGUUGCAGAUGUAUCGAAACAUCUCCUGAAAGAAAAUCUUCCCACGCAUUACACUAUCUUGCAUCAGAAGAAAUUACAGUUCUUCAGUCUCUCCAACGUCAUAUGAAAGACCUGUUCCGAUUCGACACCCGCGUUCAACUGGUGUUAUACUCCCUUCAUUAUAUGAACAUGUCUCGCAUCAUCGAUGACGUCACCAACACUACUUUUGAUGUAGAAGAAUUGGAUACAGAGCAACUUGAGAACUAUCUAACUAUUCAUCCAGGGCAGGAUAGUCUUGUACUGGCGACGAAACUCACUGGACCACUGUUGAGAAGCGAUUCGAUAUUGUGUUCAAUCAAAACGUUAGCUCUUCAUGGAUUACAAGAUACAGAUGGUUUAAUCAAUCUUUUCCUUUGGGUUGAGUCUCGUCGAAACCCCCGCCUACAGUUUUCGGAAGUCAUUAACAACUUCGGUGGAAAAUAUCUGUUCUUAACCGAUGUUGUCUAUGAUGUCACAGAUUUGGCGCAAUUAAUCUGGAAAUGGAAGAGUAAGGAGGCCUACCACAAUUUGAAAUUUGUUUCCUCAACACCACCCACAGGAACCGCUAUAGGUUUUGAGCACGCUAUGCAACAAUUCGAUUUCGUGGAGUGGGAUGGUCAGCGUAGACCGCGGACUUUCAAGUUGGAUCCAAAAAUUAUCAAUCUCCAAUUAAACUCUUUUGAAGAUAUUGACUGCUCCGAGUGGAUGGAUAUCCAACAGGACGGAGGCGGUAAAUGGGCUUCUAUUAUGUUGUCACAGAUUGAAAUCGGGUUUGUUGUCUGGGACUGA
Messenger RNA from Caenorhabditis remanei, 1104 nucleotides. RefSeq lists its product as uncharacterized. NCBI's taxonomy places the organism in Eukaryota, Metazoa, Nematoda, Chromadorea, Rhabditida, Rhabditidae. The coding region runs from base 1 to 1104 and encodes 367 amino acids. Gene Ontology annotation, molecular function: protein binding. Gene Ontology annotation, biological process: embryo development. The transcript is spliced from 3 exons. The record is from RefSeq and is a predicted model, not a curated record.